AUGCGAAACAAAUUAAAUCGUGGAAUUCAAAAAGAAAUUGACCUAAAUUCAGUUUCUGCUUCAACUUCUUAUACAAAAGAUUAUAUUUACAAAAUGGAAGGAUUUACUAGCAGGUAACCAUUUUUUUUUAUAAAAAACAUUUUCAUCCGAUGUUUAUUUAUCUAGACCAAUUUACGGCUACCAAGAAGAAGAAGAGGAAUUCGUCCGUGUUUAUUUUUCAUCGCCUUGGUAUCUUCAAAAAGCCACACAAUGUUUGGGAAAAGAAGUUCUACAAAAAAGUGUUUUUCAACCAUUCGAAGCCCAUUUGCCAUUUCAUUUACAGUUUUUUGUUGAUAAUUCAAUUUUUGGAAUGGAUAAUGUUUUUGUGAAAAAUGUAAAGUUCAGAAUUCCUGAAGAUUUGGCUGAUUUAGAUGAUCAGACUAUUAUUUAUAAGGAUCUGACAAUUGGAGAUAUUCGAAAGAGGAAAUCGGAAUUAUUAUCGCCUUUGGGAAAAAUGACACAAUGUUUAGUUGAAUGUGAUGUGAAUGUUGAGGAUAUUUUGAAUCGCGAAAUGCAGAAAGAUAAUGAAUUCUCAUCGAAUCCUGGAUUGGAUUAUAUUUGGAAAGAUGAAAAAGAAAGAUGUGAUAAAAUUGGAAUUGUUCUCGAAGAUGUUUUCAAUUCUUGUUAGUUUUUAAAAUGAACAGGGGAUUUUCUUUUACUCCAAAACUUUGAAUAUUCAGAAAUUAAAUGUUUUUUGUUUCUACAAAAUUUGGAAAAAAAAUCCUAGAUUAACUACAGUACUCUGAACUCCAAAAAUUUUAAUGUACUUGUGAAAAUCAGAUCCUUAUUUUCGGAACAUAAAUCUCAACUUUAAAAAUUAGAAUUUCCAUCUGAAAAAAAUUCAAAUUUUCCAGACGACCCUCGCCCAUCUCAAAUUCAUCCACAAGAACGCGAAAUGAUCAGAUCUGCUCGACAAAUCGCCAGAAAACUUCGACUUUCACGAAAUCUUCCAAGUCGACUUGAUCAACUCAUGGAUUCUCAACAAAGUCCUGAAGAAAUCGAUAUUCAGAAUCAAACAAUUUGGGAAAGUCCGCAAGAAUUUGGGAGUCAGGGAAAUCAGGAAGGAAUAGAUGAGGAGGAGGAUGUGUUGAAUCGAACUCGAGAGGAUCAGGAAGAUCUGGAAGAUCAGAAGGAGUUAGAAUUGGAAAUGACAAUGUUGGUGGAUUCACAGAAAAAUCGAGACCAGGGAAAAGUUCAAGAAAGAGAUCAAGAUCAGGAUUCUGAAGAAUCUGAAGGUGAAGAAGAUCAAGAGGAAGAUCUAGAAAAAAUUGAGGAACAUCCUAAACAGCCUGAAAAAAUCGAUAAACUUGAAUGGAUUACUGCUCCAAGUGCAUUCCGCCAGAAAUUCCGAACCGCUGAACAUGGCAUAGAAAAUCAUCGGGAAAAUAUUCGGGAGAAUCAGAAAAAUUGGGAUGAAGAUGAGAUUUUGAUGGACGAAACUGAAGCUGGAUAUGAAAUUGAAGUUGAAGUUCAAACUGGGAGUCGAGAGAAAGAGGAAACUUGUAGCCGAUUUUUGACACAACAAACAUCGAUGGGUGAGAUUUGGGAAGAACAUUCAGAAAAAAAAAUAAAUUUUUGAACGUGAACUUUGACGUGGAAAACCACGUAUUUCAUUUUAUUUCCAAAAAUUGAUUUUCUGUCAUUCUUGAUUUUUCUAUUUUACAAACUGGCUGACAUUCUUUUCAUGUGAGUUUCAGUAACUGAAAAUGUGUGAUUUCAAAGUACAUUUUUUGAUCUCGAACCAAAUUUUGACGAAAGAUCUGAAAUUUGUCAGAAGUUUCAUUUUUAACAGAAGAAACCCUUCAAACCAUUCAAAUUCUCCUGUUUUUCCAGAAGAAUCCCCGUCUGACAAUGAAGAAUCCGACAUCAUCGGCCUGUGUACAAUCAGUCUCGAACUUCUCAUCGACACCCAAUCCGAAAUGCCAAAUCCAAUGUGCGAUCCAAUUAUUUGUGCAUCCAUCGCAAUUUAUCCAGAUGUUUGUAGACAAAACGGACCGACAAAACAUGUCAUAAUUACGAGUUUGAGAGAAUUGGUGAGAUUUAUUGUUAGGAUCUGAAAUUCCAUGAACCAAGCCUAUUUUUGAAAUUUUAAGAUGUUCUACUGUAUGCAUUUUUCAUAUUUCUUACUCUCUCACAAACAAUUAUUCCUUCUAGGAAAAUGUCGAGUUUUGUGAAGUCGCCUCUAGCGAAAUUGAAAUCUUUGAAAAAAUUCGAGAAUUAUCCCUCAAAUUCGACGUUGAUAUAAUGAUUGGCUAUGAUAUCAAUCGACUUUCUUGGGGAUAUUUUUGGAUGCGCGGAAAAUAUUUGGGACUGAAUUUGGCGAUGGAUAGAAUUAUGUUCGAACAAGGAAAACAUCAGGAAGAUGAAAGACAUUUGGGAAAAUAUUCGAAUUUGAAUCAGGAAAAAGAAGUGAGAACUCCGAAUGGUCGAAUUCUUGUAGCUGUUUGGCGAGUUAUCCAAUCUGAUUUGAAAUUGAGAAGUUAUGAUAUUGGAACUGCUUGUUCACAAGUUCUUCGAAGAAAAAUUCCGAUCUUAGACAAUUCGACCCUCACAAAACGAAUCAAAAAUCCAAAAAACUGCAAAGAUGUUGCGAUUCACCUUCUUAAACUAGCUCGAAUAAAUAUAUCUCUUCUCCGAGAGCUCAAUUGGUUUUUCAAAAAUGCUGAAAUGGCGAGGGUUUAUGGUAUUCAGUUCCAGGAAGUUUGGACAAGAGGAUCACAGUUGAGAGUUGAAUCAAUGUUGUUGAGAAUGGCGAGGAAAAUGAAUAUGGUGGCACCGAGUAUUACGCCGAUUCAGAGGAAUUUGUGA
Messenger RNA from Caenorhabditis angaria, 2847 nucleotides. NCBI's taxonomy places the organism in Eukaryota, Metazoa, Nematoda, Chromadorea, Rhabditida, Rhabditidae. The record is from the annotation of a GenBank genome assembly.